UUUUUAAUGUUGUAACUUAAUUAAAUAGUUUACUUUCAACGAUACGCCGUAACUGUCCUCAACAAUUUAAUUGAUAUUUCAAGACUUUCAUCAAUUUUGAUUGAAUAUGUGGAGUAAACAAUGAAAAAUAAAAUUUUAAUUUUGUAUGGUGUUUCAUGCUUGUUGUGUGGCGUAUCGUGUUGGACACUCAAUGAUCUUUACAAUGACUAUGUUAGCGCAAUAACGCAUAAAAAGAAACACUCCAGUCAUCACGAAAAACGCGCUGAAAUAGCUAACGCAUGGAGUGUUCCUGAAACUAUUAAAUAUGAAACGCAAAAGCAUGACCGUCCUUUAAAAAAAUUGAAUACUAUUAAAAUAAAAAAUCUGGACAAAAAAGAUGCUCAUGGGAAAAAUGAAUACUUUAACUUUAAACCUACUGAAGGAAUUUCACAAUUUAUAAUUAGUCCGCAAUCGUCCUUGCAUUCUUCUACUAAUUCAUCUUCUCCGGGAAAAGAUAACGAUAAAAAACAUCAAGUCACUGCGUGGACUGAAUGGUCGGUAAAUUUAUUAGAACCGCAAAAUCCACUUUUAAAAAUUGAACAUGAAAAAGAAACUAGUAAACUAAAACUUGAAAAACCGACAAGUUUUUCAAACCCGACAAAAAAAGACGAUAAACAUUUAGUGAAAGUUCCUUUUUCUAAAAUAUUAAAUGGUGAUUCAAAUAUUUUGUCUGUUUCAAAAAUAACUUCUCAUGAAAUAAAACAUUCAACUAGUAAAAACCAACCAAUUGAAAUAAAAAAUAACACAAUAAAAAUAAACAACUUACAGGCAGCGCCAUCUUCAUCUAAAAGUCCUUCAUCUCUAAUUAAAGAACAAGUACAUCAUGCUCUGAAAUUUAAAGAAGAAGAAAAAACUGAAUUUCUUCACGAUGAAAAUAUUGAAGUGAAUAAAAUAGAAAAGCACAAUGAGUCAAUGGGUGAGAACAAAUCUAAAGAAACUAUAAUAGUAAAAGCUGAUCACAAUCGUCCGUCAAAAAGAAAAGAACCUAAUUUAGACAAAACAACUGUCAUUGCUGAAACACUUGGUGAACAAAAAACAUCUGUAUCACUUGUAACACCUUCUGAUCAUAAAAGAGAUAUCACCGAACUUCCAGAAAUACAUGAAAUUAUAUCUGGAAAUUUCAAUCGUCAAGUUUUCAAACUUCACGACUGUUUCAUCGAAGCAACAUCAAAUGUUUGUGCCACUAAAAUGCAAAUUAAUCCAGAUACAUGUGGGGGAAAAGCUUCGUUUACUGCAGUAAUGACUCGUCUACUUCCAGCUAUAGAACUUGCUGCUGCGUCAAAUGAACUUAUAGUGCAUGGUAAAUUUGAUGUAAAAGAAUUUGAUAUUGAUAGAUGUCAGGGAAGAGUGUCUUUUAAUUUAUUAUGUAGAGAGCUACUUGAUAUAAUUCCUAAUAGAUUACGAACAAUUUCAAGCAAACUAAUGGUUAAUUUUAGCUAUGAACAGCAACCUAAGUCAAUGAUUAAUUUCAAUUUAAAAAUCAAUGGCUUAUUAAAUCUAGAUUAUCGAAAUCGUCGUCUCAAUGUUUUUGCUGAAAAACCAUUUGGUACCACAUUGUUUAAAAUAGAGAUGAAUACUGCAGACCUAGAAAUUCCUGAGUUUACAAAACUGUUUACUGAAUCAGAAAUUUCACAGCAGGAUUUACCACCAGAUCUUUUAACACUUUCAUCAUCUUCAUUGCGCAACCCUCGUAUAACUGGACUUUAUGACAGCGGUGGAGCUUUUGAGUUUGUAGCAUCAGCAAAAAGUCCUGCAUCAAUUUUCCCCUCUCAGCCUUGGGUGUAUUUAAUUAUACAAAAACCACGUUUAGGAAAAGUGGUUUCAGGUUUGAUUGCCAGUUUUGAAGGUGCAAUGUACCGUUCAUCUUUGUCAGCCAUUUUGAAUUUAGAUCUCUCAAAUAUUCCAUUGUUUAGCGAUAUAAAAACAGAUAUGGCUGUUGGAAUUUCCCCCGAUGGACUUUUUGUAGUAAAAGAUGAGAAUUUCAAUAAAGAAGUAGGUACGCUGUUUAGCUCAGGGCGAACAAUACGUAAAGGUCUUACAGUGAAAGCAAAACUUCCAAUUCAGAAAAUUGUAUUUGAAUCUCUAAGCAAGUUUAUAAGUAACCAAACAUACCCUGAAGACAUUCUAGUUAACAUGGAGGUAAAGGGAAAUAAAAUUCACAUAGAUUUCCCAGAGAGUUUGAAAAUAAACUUAGGAAGUAUUCCAGAAUUAUUUUCCCAACGUGGUCAGGAAAUGACAUUACCGAGAAACACAUUGAGUAUUGGUGAAACCCAGUUUCAAAUAAUGUCUUAUGACAUAAACAAUGUUGAUAAAAAAUCUAUAACUGUUAACUUCAAAUCUCCUCAAAAUAUGAAAAUAGGAUCAUUAAUGGUCCUUAGCGAUGUUGAAGCAAUUCUGACACGUGAUGAAAUGUCUAAGUGGGAUUUUGUAGCCAAAGGGGAUUGUAAAUUAGGAAAUACUUCUGUACCUAUCUCCUUAACGUCUAUUUAUGAAGAGUUUGUAAUAACAAGCAAGCCAAGCUCAAUAAGAUCCGGCUUUCUUGUUAGCUUGUUAGACAAAAAGCGAAGUUAUUUGACAUCAGAUCUUCGAAAGUAUCAUUUAGAUGAUUUUGUGAUUGAAGAUUUUAAAGUUAGUGGUAGCUUAUCAAAAAGAAACAUAAUCAGAUUUUCAGGAAAACCCGCAGUAUUUGGUGUAGAAGAAGGAGUCAUAGAAUUUGUUGCUACGGAAGAAGUUGAUGCAGAUGAUGUAGUUGUCAUGGGUUUACUUUUUAAGGAUGUUGACAUGGAUAAUGUAUUUGGAAGAAUGCUUGAUAAAAAAAUUCAAAGAAGAAGUUGGGCAACUGGCGUUAAUGUUGGUUUGAUUGUAAGUCCUUUAAAUAAACUGGUUGAUUUCCAGUUUGAAUCACCUGGUUUAGCAAAAACUAAAGUUCAACCUGGAGUUCACCUGCGAGCACUUAUAAAACGACCAUUCUAUAAUUUGUGUAAAGGCGAUUCGCUAUGCAAGGUUCUGUCAUCAGAAAUGCCACAUGGAAGCGCAUUUCAUCUUGAUGGAGGAAUUACAAAUGGUGAGUUGAAACUAAGCGCUGCAGUUGAUGGGGCACUAUACAUGUCAAAAUCAUUUGAAAUGAAAGACGUCACUUUUCACGCAGAUGUUGUUGAUAACGGAGUUCAGUUUUACGUAUUUGGUUCAAUGAACCCUCGUGGAGUAGAUAUUCCUUUUUCAGGUGAUAUGCGUGUUGAUAACACAGGGCAAUUAAAGCUAAAUAUGAUAUCGCAGAAUAGUUGGGAGGAACCUUUUGGGUUAAGCAACGUACAUUUAGAUAAUUGCUCUCUAAGUGCAGCUUUCGAACCCGGUUUACCAUUACCUAAUUUUGAUAUGAUAGGGCGGUUAGUACUUGGUAAAAAUUCCGAUGAUGCAAUUGGCAUUGAAGCAGUUGCUAAUAUUAAAUUGAACUUGCAAGAUCCAUCUAAAAAUACAUUUCAAGCCAAAAUACGAGAUUUAUCGUUUGAAAAACUGGCAUCUGCAUUUGGGACUAAGCAACCAUUACUUCGUUUUCAAUCGCAAGCAAGAUUUUUGGAUGAAGCCAUUGUAACAUUUGAGCAAACGGAUAAAGAAAAUGAUGAAAUAGGAGGCGAAAUUGGGGCAGAGCGAAGAGAUGUUAAUUCAUCUGAUUUUCAUUAUAAAGGUGAAUUGAAAAUUAAUGGCCGAAUUCAUUUAUUGGGGGAAAACGCCGAAUAUACAAUCAAAUUCCUUCAACAUCAAACUCAGCUACUCAUUGAAGUUUGGCUUCCUGACAUUGGAAUAAAUCAAGGUUUAUUAACAGUGCGAGCGGGUUUAAAACAACGUUCUGGCUCAGAAACAAAAGUAUCUAAUGGACCUACUUUGCUAAUUCGAAUGGACCCCCAAACAAAUUCGGCAGUUGUUGUGGGAAAAGUUUCUACUUUAGGUUUUUCACGAAUCAGCGCUAUCAAAGUUUCAGACAAAGGAUUUUCUACAACUACCUAUGCCUCACUCCCAGGAAAUAUUAAAACAAAUAUUUCAUUACUUUCACCGUUUCAAGAAAGCAUUCAAAAUGCAGACUUUCAGUUAGCUGCCUGCCUUCCAAUUUAUAACAAUGUCAAAAGUUCUUUGUUUAAUCUUCUACGAAAUACGGCUACUCAAACUAAAAAAACUCUAAUAUCUGCAGAAGAACGUGUGACUACAACUGAAAAUAUUUAUGAAACCACAAAAUCAAUGAUUGAAAAAUACAAAAAAAGGUCAGGGGAUUAUACAAAAGAUAUAAAAAGCAUGGCAGAAGUUAUGAAAAAACUCAGAAACGGAAUUAGACGACAUUGUGUUAAAGAUUGUGGAGAUUCUUGCAUGGGAUUACCUACUUGGAGAAAAAGAGGUAUUCUGUUAGGAGGACGAAAUGCUAUUGGAGCUCCCUUUUGGGACUCUUGUCGUCAUAAAAUACCUGACCUUAAUUGUAUAACUCGUUGUCUUGGUCGGAAGGUCAUCGAAAAUGUGAAAGCUAAUAAUAAGCAAAUUGAACUUCAGAAACUGAUGAGUUCUUUAGCCGAUACUAAAAGAUCGUUACAAGACGCUAGAUUACUCGUUAAUCGCGCUCGUAAUCUUGUGGAUUCAACUUUAAAUGGUUUAGAAAAGGUAAAUAAAGAAAUUCGUGUAGGAGUUGAUAUAUCAAAGUUCUUGAAUGAUGCUCAAGUUGAAAAGUCGAUUGAUGUUACAGGAAUUUGCUUUAAAGACAGUCUUGAUAAUGCAGAAAGAUCUCUUAUAAAACUUUUAGUGAACGGAACUUUUCACGGGGAACCCAAAGUGUUUUCUGUGAAAGCUGCACUAGAUGGAAAUCUAGAUCAAAAUAUUGCUGAGGGAAUAGCUGAUAAUCUAUACCCAGGUUUUUUUGAGUUUAGCAAAAACUUAGAACAAGUAAAAAUGUUAUUGAGCAAUCUUGACGGUGAACGACAAGAUAUAACAAAAGAGAUCGACAAAACUACCGACGGAUCAAUUCAGACAGACCAAAAAAGUCCGUUGUUCUGGACCCCAGAAGAAGAUGAAUAUAGAAAGCUAGCAUUUGGUGAAUUACCUCGCUUUACUUUAAGCGAUGACGAAACAAUUCAUGCAUUUGAAGAAAGAUCUCUUUGGCAAAUUGCACCUUCAAACGAUCCUUUAUUUGAUAAAGCUCCAGGAGAUAACCAAAUAUUGGCCAACGAUGCAACGCCUGAUAACCAACCAUUUGUAAAGGAGAUAGAAAGGAAAACAAGUUGCGACCAAUUAAAAAGUAGCGUAAACCGAUAUAGUGAUAUAAUUAAUCCGCUAGCCGAAUUUACAGAAGAUUUCUUACAGGAGAAAAUAAUGUUCUAUAGACAAAAAAAUAGAAGAUUAGCUGAUCUCAGAAUGAUUGAUGAUCAAAUAAAGUCUGACUGUUUUUUGGAAAACUGCACCAUGGAAGACAUGGACAACGCCUUGUCUUAUUUAGGAAGAGCAAAAGAUGGAACAUUAAAGUGGGCAAGUGUAAUAGAAAAUCAAAUCGAAGAACAAAAUAAAGUUGCUUUAAGCUAUUUUUCAAAAAGAGCUGAAGAAGUAAUCAAAGUAGACAAUGGCGUCACGCUGAGACAGUAUAUUUCAAAAGUGAAAGAAAUUGCACAAACUGCUAUCAAGAAGUCUGAAGUUAUUAUGCACAAAGCAGAAACAGACGACAAAAUAAUGAAGUUGGCUCAGGAACUGCAUUCUCUGUUAAUUGGUGUUAAAUCCAGUGAGCAGCUAUCUAAAGUAGCUCCAAAAAUAUUUUCAAUGAAACGACAAGUUCAGUCGUUGAAACAAUAUGAGGUUAUCUGUAAUCAGGUUCCGCAAACAAUAAAAAAACCACUUUCUGUUGACGUCAUAGAAAACAAACUUAGAGAAAUUGAGAAAAGACGAAAUAACAAUAAACCAAGUUCUUCGAUUAAGUCAAGUUCGACCAUUAAUCCUACUAGGAGAGACAUUAUGCCGUCUAUGCAACAAAGUAAGCUUGGGAAAACUCUUGAAACAAUAAAUAAUGAUCCUGACAAUGAAAAGUUUUCAUCGGAUCAAGACAAGUCAGCACCUCUUACUGAAGCAACUAAUGAACAAUCUAAUCCAAGAAAAACUGUGAACCGUGAUAUGAUCAAUAGAGAGAAUCAACCAACAAGUAGUCAAUACAGUCCGUUUACCUAUUGGAAUAACUACAUCAAAUAGACUUCAUAUGAAGAUGAAUUCAAAAUACACACAACUAAUCAGUACACUAAAGGCUUCCUGCUAAAAUAUCAAAAUUGAUAAUUUGCUGAAAUAAAAAUUUAAAAGGCUGUUCUUUUAGAUUUUUAAUUUACUUACGUUUCUUAUCAAUCACAGAAAGAUUCUGUUGAGCAGAUAA
This is a messenger RNA of Hydra vulgaris (swiftwater hydra), 6424 nucleotides long. RefSeq lists its product as uncharacterized. NCBI's taxonomy places the organism in Eukaryota, Metazoa, Cnidaria, Hydrozoa, Anthoathecata, Hydridae. The record is from RefSeq and is a predicted model, not a curated record.